AUGCUGGCGCGCAAUUCUCGCGGCCUGUCGCGCUCGGCGCAAAUGCUGCGGACACACGCACGCGGCAUCGCCGUCGGCGAUAAGUUUCCCAACGUUGAGGUGGACGCUGCGUCGUGGCCGCCGACUGCGUUGAACCUGAACGACCGCAUCAAGGACAAGAAGGUGCCUGGUUACAAGGACCACCGCAACGACGUCCGCGACGCCGGGAUCGACGAGGUCCUUGUCUACUGCGUCAACGACGCCGCCGUGAUGGAGGCGUGGGCGAAGAACCAGCGCAUCGCGGGCACAAACAUCACCUUCCUCGCCGACCCGAGCAUGGUCCUCACCGAGGCGCUCGACAUGGGCGUGGUGAAGCACGUGGCCGAGAGCGGCACGCCCGAAGACGCCGCUGCCGACGCGCCCGGCGCCAAUGCAAACAGCGCUGUCAAGGGGAUGCUCGAGGCGAUCGCCAAGCUAUGA
This is a messenger RNA of Emiliania huxleyi CCMP1516, 459 nucleotides long. Its product is annotated as peroxiredoxin-like protein. Gene Ontology annotation, biological process: hydrogen peroxide catabolic process; cellular response to oxidative stress; cell redox homeostasis. The transcript has 4 exons. Gene Ontology annotation, cellular component: cytoplasm. Bases 1 to 459 code for a protein of 152 amino acids. Lineage: Eukaryota; Haptophyta; Isochrysidales; Noelaerhabdaceae. The record is from RefSeq and is a predicted model, not a curated record. Gene Ontology annotation, molecular function: thioredoxin peroxidase activity.